Messenger RNA from Penicillium concentricum, 1653 nucleotides. Its product is annotated as Zn(II)2Cys6 transcription factor. The record is from RefSeq and is a predicted model, not a curated record. Gene Ontology annotation, molecular function: zinc ion binding; DNA-binding transcription factor activity, RNA polymerase II-specific. Gene Ontology annotation, biological process: regulation of DNA-templated transcription. Lineage: Eukaryota; Fungi; Ascomycota; Eurotiomycetes; Eurotiales; Aspergillaceae. The transcript has 2 exons. The annotation marks the transcript as partial.
AACCGCAUUGGCGGUGCUAAAUCCCGAUCUGGCUGCAAAACUUGCAAAAUACGAAGGGUCAAGUGUGGCGAGGAGAAGCCAAUAUGCCUUCGCUGCUCCAGCACCGGGCGCAAAUGUGAAUAUGGCGACCCUAUAACAUCCUCCCCCGCUUUUGUAUCCCUACAUACAGCGCCUCCUAGCUACAGUAUGAGGGUGUCACCGAAUAGCGGUUGCAACGAGCGCCGUGCCUUUGAAUAUUAUAUCCAGCAUGCAUCAAAUGGACUUGGUGCCGGGAUGAACCUCGAUUUCUGGACAAAAGUGGCCCCACAAUUCUGCCGUACCGAGCCUGCUGUAUGGGAUGCCAUAAUCUCAAUCAGUGUCUUAUACGAAUAUCCUGAUCAGUGCCUGGACUUACCGCUCCUGAAGCUGCAACGUGAAAAGAAGCGGGGUCUUAAUCAAAUCCAACGAGAGGCCUUGAGAUGGUAUUCUCGCUCCAUAUCCAGCAUCCACUCCCAGAUUGUGCGCGGUAGAGCAGAUCCAUAUGUCGCACUGAUUAGCUGUGUGCUAUUCAUUUGUAUAGAGGCUAUUCAAGGCCGUGUGACAGAAGCUCUUCAACUUUACGAGCAAGGUGUCAGUUUGAUCCUUACAUUACGACAUCAAGUUGCCGCUGGGACACCCCUCCCCCAUAAGGUCCUACUUCUAGAGAAUACUAUCAUACCCCUGUUUUUACGGUUGGGCUCCAUGUCCUUGACUAUACCAACGGUUCAAGCCAGCGAGAUUUUUGCCUUUGCUAGCCACGACUUAUACACAAAGUUCACAUCUCUUGAUGCAGCAAGAACUGCGAUUUCUGUUUUGUUUUCAGAGGCCACGCUCCUUGAGCGAGAGGCAUUGCCACAUCGCAGAGCAACCAUCAGGGAUUUGGUUGCAGGGGCGCAUUUGGUUGCCAAGCAACAAUCCAUCCAAACACAACUAUACCAUUGGCUCCAGGCUUACACAAAUCUCUGCCAAAACGGCGCCCGGGCCCAACCCGUACUCCUAGCAUACCAUGCUGCUACUUCAAUAUACGUCUCUGCAUGUUUGUCGCAGCAGGAAUUGGUCUAUGAUUCCUACAUGGCAGACUUCGCCAUCAUUGUUGAGAAUGCAAGUCUAGCCCUCGGAGGAGGUCCAGACUGUGUCCAACCACCAUUCACCUUCGAAAUGGGCCUGGGUCUCCCAUUAUUUCUGACUGCAAUCAAGUGCCGCGAUCCACACCUGCGGCGGAAAGCUUUGGGACUACUACGUCAAGCACCGCCGAUUCAAGCGUUUUUCACGUGCACCCCUGUAGCUUUCAUGGCAGAGAAAUGCAUGGACAUAGAAGAGGAUUAUAGCCGUUCCAUCGCCCUCACACAUGAUCCACAUGCCUUGGAUCCGUCUCCCCAAUGCUGCGUUUCAGACUCUUCUCCAUGCUAUGCACUGGAGCAUGAAUCUACUUGUGAAUUGUCUACCCUUAUUCCUGAAGAGGCUCGCAUAUGUUACCAUAACGUUUUACCACCUCAGGACGGAUAUCCCCCAGGGGCGGAAGGAGACAUUGCUGAAGAUGGUCUUGGCUCAAAUCAGAUCUUGGAAGUCUUCCGGAACCACUUUGAUAAAGUUCACAACAUAUGGCGCAUGAUUUCCCACCGUGUGCCGCUAUAG